Molecule: messenger RNA, 1889 nt
Organism: Ascoidea rubescens DSM 1968
Lineage: Eukaryota; Fungi; Ascomycota; Saccharomycetes; Ascoideales; Ascoideaceae
Product: leucine-rich repeat domain-containing protein
Exons: 1
Molecular function (GO): protein binding
Source: RefSeq, a predicted model, not a curated record
AUAUGUUUUCAGUGUUAGGUCUGAUCAAAAAAUUGUCAAUUUUCCUUCGAUCAAACUUAUAUUCUGAGGUUCUCGCAACGCCUUCUAAAUUCAAUACGGUUUCAGAUUUGAAAACAUUUAUAUCAUUAAUCAAAAAUGUGAUGCUUUCACAAAGAAAAUCACUAGAAACAAUAGAAUUUAAUUAUGAUAACAUCAAACAGUCCAGCAAUGCCAUAUGUCCUGCAUUGCAUUAUCAAACCAACACACCUGAUUAUCCUGAAGAAUAUAAAAUUGAACUUCAGUUGUUAUUUGCAGAUGAAUAUGUCAACAAUAAUUCGUUCAAGUUUACUACACUAGAAUUGAAAGGAGUGUGCUUUUCUAAAAUGAAUUCCGGUGUGCUAAAACUGAUGGAUUUAAAACAUCUCAAAUUGGCAAACAGCAGCUGUCCCAGUUUGAAGAAUAUCCAAUUCUCUGACACAAUCGAGUAUUUGGAUUUAUCACACAAUGGAAUUGCAACUAUAAAAAAUGUGAAAUUCCCUACAAACUUGGUUACUUUGAAGUUGUGUUUCAAUAAAAUAAAAUCGUUCCAAAAUUUCAACCAGUGUGACAAAUUGGUCCAAAUAAUGCUAAAUAACAACUCCAUUAUGAAGAUUAAUAAUGUUUCCAAGUUUAAAGAUAUAAAGCAGCUUUAUUUAAAAAUCAAUUCUAUCAAAUCAAUCGCAAAUCUAAAUGCAUUAUCGAAUUUGGAGGAAUUAUAUCUUUCACAUAAUUUGGUCAGCAACAUUGCAGAACUUAGAGGAUUACCAAAUUUAAAAAUCUUAGAUAUAUCUAAUAAUCCUAUUGAUAAUUUUAAUAACGCAUUUGCAGAUAUUCCCAAAUUGGAAAAAUUAAAUAUGUGUGAAAGUAUGAUUAGGAGUAUUGGAAAACCUGCUUCCAAAUUGCUAAACUUAAAGAGCAUUACGUUGUGCCAUAACUUUAUAUCAAAAAUUGGAAAUUUUAACCAAAUGAUUAAUCUCAGAAAUAUAGAUUUAGGAAGUAAUAGGAUUGAAAAAAUCGAGCAACUAGACAACUUAGCCCAACUUUCAUUUUUAGGUCUUUGUGAAAACAAAAUAAAGAUUGUUGAAAACAUUGAGAGUUUAGGCAAUUUACGCCAUAUCAAUUUAUCAGACAACAACAUAUCUGAGUUUAAGCUCACAAAAAAAGGCAAAUUUUUGGAAAAAUUAGCUAUAUUGGGUCUACGUAAUAAUAAAAUAACAGAAAUAAACAAUUUAAAGUGUUUAAAGAAUUUGAAGCAUUUGGAUCUAUCAAUAAACCAAAUUAAAACAUUAAUACUAUUGAAAGAAUUGAAUAGUUGUGCCAUUAUGAGGUUAGAGGGCAAUGAAAUAGAAAAAAUUGAACAAGACAAACCAAAUUAUUUUGCAAUCAAUUGGAUUUUCAAUGAUUGCAUUUUCAAUGAUUGCAUUUUCAAUGAUUGCAUUUUCAAUGAUUGCAUUUUCAAUGCAAUGUUUAAAAAGCAGCCCAGUUUAGUGCCUGAAGACAAACAUGAUAUGAUGUUGGAUUUAAGAUCAAACCGUUUAAAAAGCACUCAAGGGCUAUCACAAUGGAGCAAUAUUACUCACCUGAAGUUGCCUGAUACAAUUAUACAAAUUAGUUCAGAUGUUAUAACAUUGCCAAACACUAAAGAAAUCAAAUACGAGCUGCCAGCUUCGAAUUCCUUAUUUAGAUUGAAUCAGUUAAGAGCUCAAGCUCCAAAUUUAAAAAUUGAUUUCUAUAGAGAAGCACUAUGGUACAUACCAGUUAAAUAGCUAAAUAGUUGAAAUGUUAGUAAUUAUGGUUUCUUCAACGAAAGUUCGAUCCAUUAAAACCUGGAAGAAAGCCAAUCUCAAAGUGCCAAAUCAUGCAAUUGGUAC